Messenger RNA from Thecamonas trahens ATCC 50062, 549 nucleotides. RefSeq lists its product as uncharacterized. The record is from RefSeq and is a predicted model, not a curated record. NCBI's taxonomy places the organism in Eukaryota, Apusomonadida, Apusomonadidae. The transcript is spliced from 2 exons. The coding region runs from base 1 to 549 and encodes 182 amino acids.
AUGACAAGCCCAGGAUGCGACGAGUGGACAAUGGCGACGUGCAACCAAUGCAGGUCAUGCUGUGCCGACCGGCCGCAUCCGACUCACGUCGGCAAACCCGGCGAGCUGACGUCGCUGGCGGCCUUCCUGGCCAUCCUUGUGGUCAUGGGCAUCCUGUGGUCGGUGCUGGGACGGGACUUUUACCGUCCGGGAUCCAACGCCCGCGAAGCUGAAGACAUGGGCCUUCUUGCCGCGCUCGGUCUCUCGGGUGCUUCGGCCUCCUCGCCUAUGUCCUGGGCGCCCGACGCCAUUGCUCGCUCUCGCUCGGCAUCGUACGCAGAUCACAUCGCCGCGUGGGAUCCUUUUGCCUCGGUCGAUCGCCGGACGCUCGAUAGCUACGACGAUCGCUCCCUGCUCGUCGCCCGCUCGCCGGCCACCGCAGACGACGAGUACACCCCGCCGGACCUGGUUGCCGACGCAAGAAACAUCAGCUCGGAGUCGCGGUCGUCGGCAAGCUGGGACGGUUCAGAAGCACCUGCUGCCGAGCAAGCUGCAGGCGUCGGAUCAUGA